AAACUAUGUAGCCAAAGAUAUAAAAUUCGGGUUUUUGGCCUGGGCUCUUUGUCUUAUGCUAAAAAGGGUGUGGUGGAGCUUGCUGUUGCCGUCAAAGUCACCAUGGGUCCUAAGGAAUGAUCCUAUCAAUGAUUCCGCUGGAGUUCUCUCCAUCAACCAGUUUGGAAACCUUGUCCUCCAUGACAGUUUUAACUGUCUUCUUUGGUCUGCAAAUGUUUCUGUCCAAGUUACUGCCUCCUCUGUUGCUCAGCUUCAAGAUUCAAGAAACCUGGUAUUGAUCCAGGGGAAUAACAAAAAGUGGACUGGAAAGCAAUUUUUUUAAGUGUAGCUUGGUUGGUUUAUCAACUCAGGGAGGUAUGUGCUUCCCCUUGCCUUGUCUAAGAGAGAGGCAACUUAGCUUGUAGUGCAAUGCAAAAUUAUCUUUCCAUCUUAAUCAUAUUGGCAUUUACUAUUUAAAGUAGCAAAAGUAAUAAGUUUAAAACUCCAAACUUGUGAUCAUAUAUAGCUUGCUGAAGAAUAAUUCAUUUGUUAGUGAUCUAUUACGUUUCAGGGACUUAUCAAAAGCUCACAUGGACCCAAAAGAGUUGAUUAUUUUGGCUCUUUGGUGAUUUCAUUUUGUGAUACAC
This is a messenger RNA of Quercus lobata, 626 nucleotides long. Its product is annotated as G-type lectin S-receptor-like serine/threonine-protein kinase At1g11300. NCBI's taxonomy places the organism in Eukaryota, Viridiplantae, Streptophyta, Magnoliopsida, Fagales, Fagaceae. Bases 56 to 322 code for a protein of 88 amino acids. The record is from RefSeq and is a predicted model, not a curated record. The transcript has 3 exons.